AUGUUGACCAGUGAUAAGAGUAUUGUCGGGUCUGUUCGCUUGAUCGAGAGUUGCUAUUCAAUAAGCGUGGCUAGUGCACCAAUUGUUACAGUUUAUCAAGGUCAAGGUGCUUUUACACCAGAUCAUGUUUAUACGCCAGCUGAUGUCAGCGAUGUAAUUGAACAUGCUCGACUACGUGGGAUUCGUGGCAUUCCUGAGAUUGAUACACCCGGUCAUACGUAUUCAUGGCGUAAAGCGAUGCCUGAACUCAUAACUGUUUGUUGGGCUAAUGGGAAACCUAAUCAAGCAAUAUACGGAAAUCACAGUGAAAUGGAAAUAUUUAAUCCUAUCUAG
Rotaria socialis is the source of this 333-nucleotide messenger RNA. The record is from the annotation of a GenBank genome assembly. NCBI's taxonomy places the organism in Eukaryota, Metazoa, Rotifera, Eurotatoria, Philodinida, Philodinidae.